AAACAUCUACACAGAUGAGCCAAGGCGGCAAGGAAUCCUGUCUAAAGGCAUGUCGGAACUCACAGCACUCACCAGCCUAACACUUGCUGGAAACAACCUGGAGGGCGGCCUUCCCAAAAGUUGGUCCACUCUGGUCAAUCUGGAAGAUCUCAAUCUGUCAUUCAACCACCUCCAGGGCGACAUACCUGAAACGCUCUCUGCACUCACCGCCCUCAUUGCCCUAGAUCUAUCCUGGAAUUACCUGUCAGGGGAGAUACCCCGAGCAUUCACCACCAACAUUCAAACAUUGUCCCUAAGCUACAAUGCCUUUGACGGUCGCAUCCCACCACACCUCGCAUUGCCCAGCCUCAUAGACCUGGCUCUGACCGACAAUCUUUUCACAGGAGCCAUUCCCUCCACCUUCACACACCUCACCGGCGUCACUAGUCUGGAUUUGUCCAACAAUAGUCUCAGCGGAGGCCUGGAAGUGGUCGCUCAAAUGACAUGGCUCACGCACAUAUACCUUGACAGUAACAACUAUUCAGGUGUCAUUCCAAAGUCUUUCACGGCUUUUGACCGCCUCUCGUUCAUACACAUUGGCGACAACAAUUUCUCUGGGCCGUUUCCUAGAUCUCUUCUAGCCCAUAAGGGACUUCAAGUGUUAAACUUGAGGAACAACAGUUUCUCAGGGACCAUUCCCCAGCAGCUGACAGAACUGGUUGAUCUUGUGGACAUCGAUUUGACGGACAAUAAAUUCCAUGGGUCGAUUCUACCUGAGCUGUUUCAGCUGCCUCAGCUGUCCUCACUACAACUGGGCAACAACUUCUUCUCAGGCGUCCUUCCAGUGCCACUCAAUGCGGCACCCACUCUUAAAAUUCUGGUUCUGGAGGGAAACGGCCUUACAGGUGCCUUACCGGACUUUGCUCGCUGGAAUGUCAACCUCAGGAGCCUGGCUCUCAACAACAACAACUUCACGGGAUCUAUUCCGAAUUCCAUUUCCACACUGACCACUCUCGAUUCAAUCAUCCUCAACAACAACCAGCUCACUGGUUCCAUACCAGCUUCCAUCUUCAACAUGACCAAUCUCAAGUUCCUCUACUUAGCCAAUAAUCAUCUGAGCGGCAGUCUACCAUCAGACAUCAACCAACUGCAGAAUCUGGAGCAGCUUUGGUUGGACAACAACAGCAUCGAGGGCCCUCUGCCAUCUGCCAUCUGUUCGCUUCCCUUCCUGUGGCGCAUCAUGGCGAGCAACAACCGCCUCUAUGGGUCCCUUCCAGACUGCCUCUUCAACAAAUGUGUGAAUCAAAUUGAUGUGAGCAGCAACAGCCUGUACGGGCGCAUCAACCGCAACUUCAAGAACAUGGUGGCAGAUGGAGACGCUCUCAUCAACUUGGCUCACAACUUCUUUUUUGGUGAUGCCGUGCUCUUUGCUGCCGGCUGCCAGAUCUGUCCGGUUGAAAUCACCAAGCCCAACAACCUUCUGCUGGGGGAUACCAGUUCCGGCCAAGGGGCUGGGAAGUGCAUUAAUGGCAUAUCUGGGAAGAAGGAUUACUCAGUUGCAGAACCAGGCAAGGGCGUGAGGGUGAGCCUGUUGGGCAACUGCCUGACGCUCAGCCCGGACGCGGAUUGCCCCUCCAACGCCACCCAGCGCAGCACGGCAGCCUGCCAGGCGUUCUGCAGCAUCACGGACAACGGCCCGUGUGACGGCCAUGGGGAGUGCGUGCUGCCUGCCCCUUCCUCUCAAUCCAACUUCACCUGCCUCUGUCAUGCCGGCUACUCUGCUCUUGACUUGGGCAACGGCUCCACCUGUGUAGUUGUCAACUCCACCACCACCACUGUCCCCUCGCUCUCCACGGGUGCCAUAGUGGGCAUUGCUGUGGGCUGCUUUGCUGGCUUCACUCUGCUGGCUUUGGUACUCACAUGGCUAUUGUGGCCCCGCAAACAGAGGAAGUGGGAGGGGCUGGACGUGUGUGAGCAGUACACGCUGCAGGAGAUGGUGAAGGCAACAAACAACUGGGCGAAAGAGAAUGAGCUCGGCAAGGGAGGCUUUGGCAUUGUCUACAAGGGCUACUCCCCACAGGGGCAGCUGUGGGCUAUCAAGCGCUCUACCGUCAUGACGAAUGAGUUUGAAACAGAAGUGGGGGCUAUGGCCUCCCUGCACCACACGAACCUGGUGCGGCUGCUGGGUUUCUGUUUGGAUCAGAAUGUGGAGACAGGCAAGCAGGAGCAAAUCCUGGUGUACGAGUUUGUGGACAACAGAGACUUGCAGUACCACAUUUACAAGUCCAAGCUGAUGCAAUGCAUCUCAACGUGUACACACGUUCCUUGUGCCCUCGCUCUGCCCCAGGCCCCCUCUCCUUGA
This is a messenger RNA of Closterium sp. Naga37s-1, 2341 nucleotides long. NCBI's taxonomy places the organism in Eukaryota, Viridiplantae, Streptophyta, Zygnematophyceae, Desmidiales, Closteriaceae. The record is from the annotation of a GenBank genome assembly.